AUGGAUGCUAUCCGUGCUAGGAAUGCUGUCCGUCGUUCCAACAGAUUUCUAGCCGGCUCCAAUUCCAACAAUGUCAAUGGAACUGCCGAUGUGGAAUCCCACAACUGGGCAGGCGCCGCUCUUACAACAUCAGGCGUUACUGAGGUCUCCGGUACCUUCACGGUCCCCAAGCCCAGCAUCCCAGCUGGUGGCAGUUCUCGCACCGAGUAUUGCGGUGCUGCAUGGGUGGGAAUUGAUGGCUAUUCUAAUGCCGAUCUCAUCCAGACUGGCGUCCUCUGGUGCGUCGAAGGUGGCCAGUUCUUGUACGAGGCUUGGUAUGAGUAUCUCCCUGCCUCAUUGGUCGCAUACUCAGGGAUUUCUGUAACUGCUGGGUCGGUUGUUACCGUUACUGCUACGAAAACUGGCACCAACAGUGGAGUCACGACAUUGACAAGCGGUGGGAAGACUGUAUCACAUACGUUUUCCAGAGAAAGCUCAAGCUUGCCCGGUACAAGUGCUGAGUGGAUUGUCGAGGACUUUACCUCUGGCAGUUCAUUGGUUCCAUUUGCCAACUUUGGAUCUGUUACCUUCACCGGAGCAAGCGCUGUCGUUAACGGAGCAACUGUUACACCAGGUAGCGGGUCUGCGGUUAUUAUUGACUUGGAAGAUGCAAGUGGAGAUAUCAUCACAUCAACAUCAGUCUCUGGCAGCUCGUUGACUGUCAACUACGAAUAA
Molecule: messenger RNA, 714 nt
Organism: Trichoderma virens Gv29-8
Lineage: Eukaryota; Fungi; Ascomycota; Sordariomycetes; Hypocreales; Hypocreaceae
Exons: 1
Coding region: 1-714 (237 amino acids)
Biological process (GO): proteolysis
Molecular function (GO): glutamic-type endopeptidase activity
Source: RefSeq, a predicted model, not a curated record